AUGGUGCUUAUACCCAAUAGUGAAAAACAUGUGAUGCAAUCAGCUUUAAAUGUUUUUCAUGAUGUUUGCAACAGGGAAGAUGAUUUCAGUAGCGAAGAUGAUUACAAUUUUAGCGAAGAUGAAUUCGACGAAGAAGACACAGAAGUAAUGUUAAUGGAGAUUAAUGAAAAUAAUAUUGCUCCCCAUUUCAAAGAUAUGGCUCUAGCAAUUAAGAAUCGAGAUGUUAAUGGACUUCAAAUUGCUAUAGAUAAUUUAACUGGAAAUAUAGACGAAAAUUCAAUAGAUGGAGAAACUGCUCUUCAUUAUGCAUGUCUUUGUUGUAGUCGAAAAUCUUUUGAGCCUAUGCAUAAAGCAGCAAGUGAAAAUAUCAAUAUUGUUAAACUAUUGUUAGAUAUUGUUAUAGAGAUAGAUAAUUCAGCUGGUAGAAGCAAAAUGAUACAAGCAGUUGAUAUAUAUGGUCAAACGCCUCUACACGAAGCAGCAUUAUAUGACAAAUUUAAAAUUGUAAUAUUAUUACUAGAAUUUGGUGCGUCCACUCAAGCACGUACCAAUGAAGGAAUGGUUAGUUUUUAA
Molecule: messenger RNA, 573 nt
Organism: Impatiens glandulifera
Lineage: Eukaryota; Viridiplantae; Streptophyta; Magnoliopsida; Ericales; Balsaminaceae
Exons: 4
Coding region: 1-573 (190 amino acids)
Biological process (GO): protein ubiquitination; positive regulation of protein catabolic process
Molecular function (GO): protein binding
Source: RefSeq, a predicted model, not a curated record